Molecule: messenger RNA, 1882 nt
Organism: Phodopus roborovskii (desert hamster)
Lineage: Eukaryota; Metazoa; Chordata; Mammalia; Rodentia; Cricetidae
Gene: Pced1a
Product: PC-esterase domain containing 1A
Exons: 8
Coding region: 401-1759 (452 amino acids)
Source: RefSeq, a predicted model, not a curated record
CGCCGGCCCGGGGGCCUUGCCCUGGUUCCUAUCCUUCACGGCGGCCAACCUAGCUGUCUUUCUGACCUCUCCGACGUUGGGAACCACGCAGGGAGGGACAUGGGUGACCGGAAGUGGGAGCCAUGAGCAUCUCCUCCUGGAACUCAGAUGCUGGAGGCGUUGGCUGGACCACCGGGACGUACGCAUGGACUGCACUGGUCGUCGAGCUGCGCACCUACAGCUAACCUGGGCAGCCGGGCUCUGUGGGGCAGGGUAUUUGCAAAAACCUACCGCCUUCAAGGGGCGCGGGAACAUGACUCUAGAUCAGGAGCCCGUUGCGGGCAAGGCGCGUGGCGCCAGGGCCUGCCCUUCUGGCCCAUGAAACCCUGGAGCCCGGAGACUUGCCGGUGUCAGUGGCAGCAUGGUCUUCUGUUUGGAAAACGAGAUGCCACACCGCCUGCUGCGAAGCACCAUGGUCCACUUCCAAGCCUCUGAAGUCCAGCAGCUGCUACACAACAAGUUCGUGGUCAUUUUGGGGGACUCCAUCCAGAGAGCUGUGUAUAAGGACCUGGUGCUUCUGCUCCAGAAAGACACGCUGCUCACAGCUUCCCAGUUAAAAGCCAAGGGGGAGCUGAGCUUUGAACAGGAUCAGCUGGUGGCUGGGGGCCAGCUGGGCGAGCUACACAACGGGACUCAGUACCGAGAGGUCCGCCAGUUCUGCUCUGGCUCUGGCCACCACCUUGUGCGCUUCUACUUCCUCACCCGCGUCUACUCCGAGUACCUUGAGGACGUCUUGAAGGAGCUGUCAUAUGGACCUGCCCCUGACCUAGUGAUCAUCAACUCCUGCCUCUGGGAUCUCUCCAGAUAUGGCCGCUGCCCAAUGGAGAGCUACAGAGAGAACUUGGAACGAGUGUUUGUACGAAUGGACCAGGUUUUGCCAGACUCUUGUCUGCUGGUGUGGAACAUGGCAAUGCCUUUGGGGGAACGUGUCACUGGGGGUUUCCUCCUGCCAGAGCUCCAGCCUCUGGCAGUCUCUCUGCGACAGGAUGUGGUUGAGGGGAACUUCUACAGUGCUACACUAGCUGGGAACCACUGUUUCGACGUCCUAGAUCUCCACUUUCAUUUCCGGCACGCUGUACAUCACCGGCAUCGAGAUGGUGUCCAUUGGGACCAGCAUGCACACCGCCACCUCUCACACUUACUUCUGACCCAUGUGGCUGAUGCUUGGGGUGUGGAGCUACCCAAACAUGACCCACUCCCAGACCCAUGGAUUGAGGACUGGCCAGAGAUGAAUCAUCCAUACCAGGGAAGCCAUAAGCAGCCCCCAGACUUCAGGGAGAAGCUGGCCUUGCCCCUGCUCCCACCUUUCCAUUUGCCUCCUCCCAUGUCUUUUCCUUACCCACUUCUUCAGCCCUCACCACCUCCCUUAUUCCCACCCCUGCACCAGGAUGCCCCCUUUUUCCAAGGCCAGCCCUUUCCACCCUAUGAAAUCUUCAAACACAAUUCAAUGGAGGACUUCUCGAUGCCAUCUAACUUAGGAUGUGGCCCUGGAAUGAACUUUGUACCUGGUCCCCUGCCACCAUCUGGCCCUGUCUCCCACGGUCAACACCGGGGUCCUGUGGUCCACCGGGGCAAGCCACGAUGUGUUCCCAACAACCCCUACCAUGUACCAAGGAUUGGAGGGACAUGUAGGCAGCGACUCAGACACUCAGACAGACUGAUCCACACAUAUAAACAGGACAGGCGGGGACAUGCCCAUUCAGGGACAUGGCCUGGAUAGACAGGAUCUUUCUUAGGUUGGGACUAGAGGUGCCAAUGGCCCUGAAGGGUCUGCCUGAUACCUUAGCUGUUGGGCUGGGGUAUUCUUGUCCAUUGCUGAUAUCAAUAAAAGCAUGGAAGGACA